UUGGCGCGAAAUCGAACACUACACUUUUGGAGGCUCAGUAGUCAACAUCUCAUCAUCUCGAUUUAUUUUUUCGAUCGCUUAGUUGAGGAUAUGUCUGAUAAUCGUAACUUGCGCACAAGGAGAUCUCGAACAUUGAGAGAUGACAGAAGCUCUGAAAGCAGCGAGUAUUCAAGCAAGUACAAGGAAGAUGCUUUGGGUGCCUUGAGAAGUCCGAUACGAUCACAUGAGGACUCAAGCAGAAAACAUUGUAGAAGAGAUAGACAUGGACGGAUUCAGAGACGACAGAAAAUGAGCUCUCCAUACAAGAGGGAGGUGCCACUGGAUUCCAUCGAACACUUUCCACCACUUGGAUCAGCUCUCACGCCAGAUCUGUCUUUCAAACUGACAAAUGAAACACGAACAUCUCGAGGAUGGUGUGAGCAGAUGGAUGAGCUUGAAACCAGAACACGGGUUGAGAGAGAAAACCUUCAACGUUUCAGACGAAAACUGGAUAUGAACGCUGAUAAAGAUAGGAAGCGAUUUGAAGUUGAAGAUGAUGAGGUCAUACUUGCUCGCAGACAAAAGACUGUUGACUAUGGGAAAAAUACCAUUGGGUAUGACCGAUACAGCCAGACCAUUCCAAGGGCAAAGAGACAGAAGUGCCACCCAAAGACCCCCAACAAAUACUGGAAGGUGAGCCGCCGAUCCUGGGACACCCAGGUGAAGACCUGGAGGAAGCUGCUCCACAUCUGGGACCCACCCUCCACAGGGGGCGCACAUAACAGCAGCACUGAUGCAGCUAUUACGGAUUGUUCCUCUGAAGGAUCUCUUGAAGCAUCCAUGGAGCGUGAUCUUAACUUGGACUCGGACAACUAUUCGGACUCAGAAUCCACCUCUUCAGUUUCCUCAGUGAAGCGAUCCAAACCUUCAGUUUCCCCAGUUUUCAUGGUGCCAAACUCGGUCGUCCCACAAAUCAAGACAAACAUCCCCAGCAAUAUCAAGCAGAGCUCACCCAAAAAGUCUGAGAACACAGACAAUGAACUGUUGAAGACAUUUUCCAUAGAUGAUUUUGAAAUGGAUGACCCAGAAGAAAUAGACAGCUGGAAGUGAAGGCAUCGUUCUUGCCUUAUUGAUGUUCUCAUUACAUAUAUUACAUCUCAUUACAUUGUUAUGCAUUGUUCAAAUCUUUUUUCUGACCUGGAAAUACUUGAGUGCAUGAUGAAUGACAACUUGUAAAAUUGGUAAAAAUACAGAGGGUUUCAAUGUUCUGCAAAAACAUGUAAGCAGUGUUCGAAAUUUAGGGGGGUCCUUGAGAUUUGCUUGUUAGUAUUUGAAUAUUGGGAUCCCCUUGUUCUUUAAUUUUACCAUUAGAGUAAUGACAAAGACCUUUUGACUUUCAUGUUUAAUUUGAAUACUGAUUAGCAAUAGGUAAACUGUUAUAUUUUUACUAUAAACAUUUAUGUAGAUGUGAAAAACUGCGUCAUAUUUAUCAAACUGGAACAGGCUUUACAAAUAUGGGAAUAUUAUUUUAUCCCACACCACAAUUUAUUUUUUAAAAAGCUCAGAAAGAACUAAAGUGUGAUUAUUUUUUAGUCAUCCUGCUGUAAAUAUUUGCUUGUUUGUAAAUCCUGCCAUAUUUAAUGACUGUCUCUACAGUUCCAAUAUUACACUACAACCAGGGGUAGAUUUGACAACAAAUUCAUAUGAAGCCAGAUGGGCUUGCUCCUUUCAAAAGUUACUGGCCCUUCUCCAAAUUAACUGGCCCAAAGAUAAAUGUUUAAGGCCGAAAUUUUAGAACUCCUCACCCUUAAAAUGUCAUUUCCUGCACUCUGAGGUUAAAUCCUAGCUUCCAUUUGACAAUUUUAUGAGCAAAUAAAGAUGUUGUACAGAACAUUACAAAAUGGUCAUCCUACCGUGAUGAUCUUUGAGCCAACCAUUCGCACAACCUCAUCUCCCCAGAAUAUUUUCUCAUCCAAAUUACAAAAUUCAUGAGCAGUGUCCAAUUAAAAUAAUUGCACACACACAGAAGGGUGAAAUUUUGACUAGCCAGACGGGCCAUCAACUUUGUUUCAGCAAGCCUUUCAUAAUUUUAACUGGCCACAGGCCAAUGGGCCAGCAGUUAAAUCGACCCCUGCAAACACUAUUUGUUCAUGUGGUUGAGUGUUAAACUAUAAAAGCUUUACUUUCCCAGUUAAAGAUAAAAUGCCCUUGUAAUGUUAAAAUAAUGGGGAAAUUGUGAAAUUUGUACUAGCUGCAAGUUAGUGUUAAUUUCUAACCCUGUAGUUAGUGAUAAGUGGCAUAAUUAUAAUCACUUUAGUACCAAGUUAAUGUAACAUUUGCUUAUGAAACUGACAUUGUGGCCCGUGUCUUGUCAGCACAUCUGCUUAUUCAAGGAAGUGAUAACUUUUAACGACCUGCUUCACUUUAGGCUCAUCGGUAUCCUCCCAAAACGUAGACCUGCCAUCAGACCGGCUCAUCUCAUUGAACUGACGAGCCAUCAUAUGCCUGAAGUACUGUUGAUGUGAUGUGGUUACCCCAUCAAACUGCUCACCUUGUUUUUACAUUGCAUUGAACUUAGGUAUACUGCAACAAAUACAUGCUCAUCUCAUGUACGAAACUUUGAUCGCGAUUAUAUCACUGAAAUGAAAUGUGAAGUUGACAUUCCCUUUGUUCAAGUUACAAACAUAUCAAUAUUUCUAAAAGCAGUGACUGACUACUCAAUGAUGUACCAUAAUCCAUUGUUGUUUGACAUGGUGCAAACUGUUGAGAUUAUGUUGGAUGUUUGCCACUUCACUACACAGCAGACAGGCAGGGCCCCGCCGCUAUAUUGCCCAAAGCGGUGUGAAACCAUAAUCACUCAUCGGACUAUCAAUUAUGUUUUGAAAUAGUUGACACUUUCCUUGAAAGUAAUUAUUUAUAUUUAAAGGAAAAAUGUACCAAAAAGACAAAUUAAUCUAAAAGGGUAGUUUAUAUAUUUUUGUCUUAUAUUUUUUUAAGAACAGAUUAUUUUAUAGUCACUAAAACUGAAAAUUAUAUGGUAAAAGAAACCACAGUCCAAAAAACUUCCACCCAGCUUUCAGCAACACUGUCAUUAAUACAGCCUAUGCUAGUCUAAGUGUGGCCAUAUAAGGCUUAGGAAGUACCAGGCGCUUCUCUGAAAAUAUCUGCCCAAUCUCGUAGGUAUCCUUAAGACAAGAAAUUUCCUGUUAUUUUUAAUGAAAAAUGCUGAAAAGCUUAGCUGGUUUGAUUGUACAAGUAAAUUUAGGGCUUUUACAGGUGAUGUGUACCUAAAAAUGAAUAAAAAACAUUUUGAUUAUUUCUUUUAAUAUUUUUCAAAUUUAAUAUUAAAAAAGUCAACAUUGCAGACAAUAUUUUACAAUUAAUUAUGAAUAUUGGAACAUGUUGAUCAUGAUAAAAAAAAUAAAACUGUGCUAAAUCGUUUUGUGGUUGAUUUGAUGCAGCUCUUUUUAUGUAUAGAAAUCCAUGUACUUGUUUAUUUAUAUUGACAGUUAAAGAUUGUUGUAGCAACUCUGUGCAGGAAGAUUUUUGUAUGGAGGUCAAUUGAAAAUAAAGAUUUUAAUGUACAUAAA
Haliotis rufescens (red abalone) is the source of this 3569-nucleotide messenger RNA. RefSeq lists its product as uncharacterized. Gene Ontology annotation, biological process: mRNA 3'-end processing by stem-loop binding and cleavage; mRNA transport. The transcript is spliced from 8 exons. The coding region runs from base 91 to 1089 and encodes 332 amino acids. Gene Ontology annotation, molecular function: mRNA binding; histone pre-mRNA stem-loop binding. Gene Ontology annotation, cellular component: cytoplasm; histone pre-mRNA 3'end processing complex. NCBI's taxonomy places the organism in Eukaryota, Metazoa, Mollusca, Gastropoda, Lepetellida, Haliotidae. The record is from RefSeq and is a predicted model, not a curated record.